UAGAGGUUAUACCUUAACGUUGCGCUCUGUACACGGGUAAUCGGUGGGAAAGCUCCGUGAUAACAAGUUACACGAAGACUAAAGUGAAAAGACGUUAGUUUGACGCUAGUUAACUACAAAUGGAGCGUUCCAAACAAAAGCAACUUAAACCCAGCGAAAGUGAUGCAUCAGCCUCUAACGACACUUCUUUAAAUGGACAUUUUGGACAGACGGUGAAGGUGCAGAAUAUGAGCGGGGUGUCAAAAGGGAGUACCGGUGAGGUGAGCACUCAGCCAUCCUCGGUCAUGGAGAGCUGGAGAGAAGAGCGCACGCGAAGUAUUGAAGACAACGAGAUGAGCUUGCCAAGUAUUGCUGCUGCCUAUACUACAAUUCUCAGGGGGCUCGGGGAAGAUCCUCAAAGACAGGGACUUAUCAAAACUCCAUGGAGAGCUGCAACUGCCAUGCAGUUUUUCACCAAAGGCUAUCAAGAGAAAAUUAUUGAUGUCCUUAACGAUGCCAUUUUUGAUGAAGACCACGAUGAGAUGGUCAUCGUGAAAGACAUCGACAUGUUCUCCAUGUGUGAACAUCACCUGGUUCCUAUCUUUGGAAGGGUCCAUAUAGGCUACCUUCCCAAUAAGAGGGUACUUGGUCUCAGCAAACUAGCAAGGAUUGUUGAGAUUUAUAGCAGGCGCUUACAAGUUCAGGAGCGACUGACCAAACAAAUUGCUGUUGCUAUCACUGAGGCCUUACAGCCAGCCGGCGUCGGAGUCGUCGUCGAGGCAACCCACAUGUGCAUGGUGAUGAGGGGAGUACAGAAGAUGAACAGUAAGACGGUGACCAGCACAAUGUUGGGAGUUUUUCGGGAAGACCCUAAGACGCGAGAUGAAUUUCUGACCCUCAUCCGGAGCUGAAAUGACCACCCCCUCUGCACUGCCAAAUAUAAAAAGAAAAGAAAAGAAAAGAAAAAAGGCACGGAUCUACCUACACCUCCCCCCCCC
Messenger RNA from Chanos chanos (milkfish), 977 nucleotides. It is a transcript of the gene gch1, whose product is annotated as GTP cyclohydrolase 1. Gene Ontology annotation, biological process: tetrahydrofolate biosynthetic process; tetrahydrobiopterin biosynthetic process. Gene Ontology annotation, molecular function: zinc ion binding; GTP binding; GTP cyclohydrolase I activity. Gene Ontology annotation, cellular component: cytoplasm. NCBI's taxonomy places the organism in Eukaryota, Metazoa, Chordata, Actinopteri, Gonorynchiformes, Chanidae. The coding region runs from base 120 to 890 and encodes 256 amino acids. The transcript is spliced from 6 exons. The record is from RefSeq and is a predicted model, not a curated record.